AUGCAGAGGGCCACACGACCCCUGUACUACGUGCGUCCCACUGGCGUUCUACUGAAUUUUUUUCCCCUAGGAAAGUGCAGUGGUCCAGUGAACGCACAUGUGCUUCUGCCGUGUAAUAAUCUAGAUGGGAAGACAACGCACCACAUGAAAAAGAUCCAGGGACAAACGAAAGACCCCCAGCUUGUGCUCUCGCGGAACGAUUUGAAGCUACAGUGCGAGUACUGUCAUUUUCAGUGGGUCCAUGACACACUUUGCGUGCGCUGCCCAGCCCAGCCAACGCACAAUAAGCGUGAGAUGUGGUUGCAGCCGACGUGGAUGUGGGGCAAGCAGCAGCCGUAUCAGUACUAUAAAUACAUGCCCGCGGUGCGCAAUCCCAGGACUGGCAUGCUGUUGGCUCGUGAGGAUGCAAGUGGCAUGAACAACGAGAGACGUGGACAGGGGCUAACCACGAAAACGCUCCUUCUAGAGAAGGAGAGGCGGGGCAUUUCGAGAGCGGUGAGCAACAUUGGGAGGUACAAUACCCGCUGGCAGACGCGUUUCCCCUUUCCAGUGUAG
This is a messenger RNA of Trypanosoma rangeli, 555 nucleotides long. RefSeq lists its product as uncharacterized. Bases 1 to 555 code for a protein of 184 amino acids. The record is from RefSeq and is a predicted model, not a curated record. NCBI's taxonomy places the organism in Eukaryota, Euglenozoa, Kinetoplastea, Trypanosomatida, Trypanosomatidae. The transcript has a single exon.